CCCGUAUCCCCCGCGCCCCGUCGUCCGACCAGCGAGGCGACGGAGCUGCCAGUCGACGACGUGACAGCGGAGAGGCAGCAUGGCGAAACCUCAUCUCAACAACGAUGUCUUCAUGUCAGAGUUGACUCUGAUGUUCCACAAUUCUCGCAAGGAAGGACAAGUCUCAGUUACGGUCAAAAGAGACGAUGGCAGAACGAGGCCGUACCCCAAGCCAAGAAAACUCAAGAACGGAAAGAUGUCGAAGGUGGAGCCUCUGCCUGAGCCUGAGGAAUACAGCUGUUUAUUGCGUGCCAAAACGAGAGACAAGAAGAUAAGCACGGUGGUAAUUACUCCUCCUGUAUCUGUUGAGUGUCAUACAUAUGUGUAUAUAGUUGUGUGUGUAUAUACUAUUCAUGCACACUCAAAGCCUCAUUUCCGCAUCAACAGCUUGUCCUUUUUGAGCUUCUAA
This is a messenger RNA of Penaeus monodon (black tiger shrimp), 448 nucleotides long. It is a transcript of the gene Srp14, whose product is annotated as signal recognition particle 14 kDa protein-like. Gene Ontology annotation, biological process: SRP-dependent cotranslational protein targeting to membrane. Gene Ontology annotation, molecular function: endoplasmic reticulum signal sequence receptor activity; 7S RNA binding. NCBI's taxonomy places the organism in Eukaryota, Metazoa, Arthropoda, Malacostraca, Decapoda, Penaeidae. The transcript is spliced from 4 exons. The record is from RefSeq and is a predicted model, not a curated record. Gene Ontology annotation, cellular component: signal recognition particle, endoplasmic reticulum targeting. The coding region runs from base 80 to 448 and encodes 122 amino acids.